ACUUCCACAUAAAGACAAACGAGCAGACACCUGCCAUCGGUUUCUGCGUAGCUUGCUGAUUCUUUUACCUGUUCAGAGACCAAAUAAGCAAACACUGGCUUCAAUAAGACUCCACGUUACGUAUCUGAUUGUUUUCGCAUGAUACCCAACCAUGGGCUGGCGGCUGUUUGACUGCGCAGACUCUUCAGUCAACUGUAGCGAGAAUAAAACACGGGUUCUUGCAGAUCCAGAUGUCGCAGGCAUUGGAAUCAUUGUCGGCUUCCUAUCCUCGACAUGUCUCGCAUUCUUGAUCGCGUUCACAGUACUGUUUUUAGACCGCUUCAACGACAUCGUCAACUUCUACCGGAGGACUUUCACAAACCGAAAAACAGCGUACGAACAGAACCACGAUGAUAGCACAAAGUACUGGCGCUCGGUCGCAUUCUGGUCGCGUGUUCUGAGCAAGAAUUUGCUUGCCUUCUCAGAUACACAACUACUCACAGGCCUGGCCAUCCAGUUCACCGCGCUGAUCAAGCACUGCUCCAUGUCCGUCUACCACUUCCGUAUCGUUACCGAUCUCGCGUUCCUCACAACUGUGACGCACCUUCUCACCGUGGUGGCGCUGCGCAACUACUUCGUCAAAAACAAGUGGAUCAACCUGCCGCGCAUCUUCUUUAUGCUGGGAAACCUUGGUCUCUUGGGAUAUACAUCGUUCGUGUCGUACUCGUAUGAUAUCGUUCACCUCGACUUAUCAGACGAUCUGGCAUGCUUCUUCAAGGGAGAGCGCCCGCCCUUCAAAGCCGCGUUUGGCGGUAAAUGGGCUGCGCUUCUGAUUGGCGCAAUUGGUGGUCAUGUCACUGUGAUAGCCGCCAUGUAUUGGCUGAAAGACCCCGAUCCGAAUAAGAAAGGCGCAUGGUGGUGGUGGAUCUGGUAUCUGGGCGCAAUAUUCCGCACGUGGAUUGUCGCUCCAGCCUAUUCUAUCUACGGUAUCUACAUGGCCGGCGACGGACUUCAGUACACUCAAGCCUUGGGCAAGCCGCCGGCAGGAGUUGAGAUCGAUGGAGACGAGAGCAAAUGGAACUUUGGACAGUUUCUCCCCGUCCUGUUACUGGCCCUGCCAAUCUUCGCUGGAUGGGAGAGCUUUUGGGAGGAGAAGGAUGAGGAUCGCGAAAACCGAUUCGGACGACAUUUCCAUAGGAAAUCGGGCAACACACUGGCCGCCGAGUCCUUUGUGUUAGAUAUGCAACAAAAGAAGAUCACACAAGGCCACUCAACGGAUCCUUCGACAGAGGAACUGCAAAUCGAAAGCAAUGGUCCGAGUCCGGCCACUACGCCUCGCGUUGCUCCACGAGCUUCACCGCAUCUUCGUUCCAAUUCAGGCGAUACUUCGACCCUACAUCCUUCAUCUGGUUCUGAUAUGCUGUUGUCAGUACCAUUGCCGGCAGCCAGCCCAGGUCUUGAACUCAACUUCAGCAGACCAACUCCACCGCGAAGCCCUCCCGGGAGCCUUCCAAGGCCACGUGGUAGUACGACUUGAGCACAACGCAACACGUUCCUCCUGAACUACUUCAUUCAGCAGCACGCCUUGCUAUCCGAUCUUGUCGCGUAGCUUUUCACGGAAAUCUUAUCCUUUGAGUCUUUCCGCUCGGAAGAGUUGACUGACUAGCUCUUGAGGAUACUGACUGCGUUUACAGCGAUGGCUGUCCAAUCAGUUAAGCUGGUUGCGCAACAGUAAGCUCCAACACACCCAUGCUGAACAUAGCCUCAGUCAGCGAUGCUGUGCCAGCCACCUCACUACACCGCGUCUCAUCGCCAUGGCAAUGGCGCAGUGGACCUGGGUCGUUUGUGUCCUGAUCAGUCGCACUACGCACUGGUUUCUGGCAUUGUAUAACAGGAGUACAGAGGAUCUUGGUGCAAUGAUACCAAGAGGUGCUGGGUUGCGCGA
Boeremia exigua is the source of this 1924-nucleotide messenger RNA. RefSeq lists its product as uncharacterized. The coding region runs from base 152 to 1516 and encodes 454 amino acids. The transcript has 2 exons. NCBI's taxonomy places the organism in Eukaryota, Fungi, Ascomycota, Dothideomycetes, Pleosporales, Didymellaceae. The record is from RefSeq and is a predicted model, not a curated record.